Messenger RNA from Cydia splendana, 706 nucleotides. Its product is annotated as histone H3-like. The coding region runs from base 41 to 706 and encodes 221 amino acids. NCBI's taxonomy places the organism in Eukaryota, Metazoa, Arthropoda, Insecta, Lepidoptera, Tortricidae. The record is from RefSeq and is a predicted model, not a curated record. Gene Ontology annotation, molecular function: DNA binding; structural constituent of chromatin; protein heterodimerization activity. The transcript is spliced from 2 exons. Gene Ontology annotation, cellular component: nucleosome.
GUUAACGUAACGUACACGCGUAUCGUAGUAAUUUUUCGAAAUGGCCCGUACCAAGCAGACCGCUCGUAAAUCCACCGGUGGUAAAGCGCCCCGUAAACAGCUCGCCACCAAGGCGGCCCGCAAGAGCGCGCCAGCCACCGGGGGCGUCAAGAAGCCCCAUCGUUACAGGCCCGGCACCGUCGCCCUCCGUGAGAUCCGUCGCUACCAGAAGAGCACCGAGCUUCUGAUCCGCAAGCUGCCCUUCCAGCGUCUGGUGCGUGAGAUCGCUCAGGACUUCAAGACCGACCUGCGCUUCCAGAGCUCUGCCGUUAUGGCUCUCCAGGAGGCCAGCGAGGCUUACCUAGUAGGUCUCUUCGAGGACACCAACCUGUGCGCCAUCCACGCCAAGCUCGCAAUGACCGGUCGCGGUAAGGGAGGUAAAGGUCUGGGGAAAGGAGGAGCCAAGCGUCACAGGAAGGUGCUCCGUGAUAACAUCCAGGGUAUCACCAAGCCCGCCAUCCGUCGUCUCGCCCGCAGAGGUGGCGUCAAGCGUAUCUCCGGUCUGAUCUACGAGGAGACCCGCGGUGUUCUCAAGGUGUUCCUCGAGAACGUGAUCCGUGACGCGGUCACCUACACCGAGCACGCCAAGAGGAAGACCGUCACCGCCAUGGACGUCGUCUACGCUCUGAAGCGUCAGGGCCGCACCCUCUACGGUUUCGGUGGUUAA